AUGGCGGCUGGAUUGCUGCUGCCGCAGGCGGCGAGGCUCUGCUUCUGCUUCUGCGUCUGGGCCGUCGCCGCCCUCUCGCUCGCCGGCUCCUCGGCCGCCGCGAACGGCACGAGCGCCGGUGCAGCAGGCGCGGCCGGCGAGGCGGUGGUGGUGGACGCGCGGGCCGCCGUGGCGGAGACGGACUCGGCGUUCGUGUGCGCGACAUUGGACUGGUGGCCGCCGGAGAAGUGCGACUACGGCACCUGCGCCUGGGGCCGCGCCGGCCUCCUCAACCUGGACCUGUCCAGCAAGAUCCUGCAGAACGCCGUGAAAGCCUUCUCCCCUCUCCGGCUCCGGCUCGGCGGCUCCCUGCAGGACCUGGUGGUCUACGGCACCGGCGACACCGGUGCGCCCUGCUCCCCCUUCACCAAGAACACGUCGGCCAUGUUCGGGUUCACGCAGGGCUGCCUGCCCAUGCACCGGUGGGACGCGCUCAACGCCUUCUUCCAGAAAUCAGGUGCACAGAUUGUCUUUGGGCUGAAUGCGCUGAAUGGCCGGGUCCCAAUGCCUGAUGGCUCCAUGGGAGGGCCAUGGGAUUACACAAAUGCUGCCUCUUUCAUCCACUACACCGUCAGCAAGGGAUAUGAUAUCUAUGGCUGGGAGCUUGGAAACGAACUCAGCGGCAGUGGAGUUGGGACUCGGGUCGGUGCAGAUCAGUAUGCCGCGGAUGUGAUCAACCUGAACCAAAUCGUUGACAAAGCCUACCAAGGAUCGAAACCGCUGGUGAUCGCGCCGGGAGGCUUCUUCGACGCGGGUUGGUUCACCGAGCUCGUAGCCAAAACAAAGCCGAACCAGAUGGAUGUGAUCACUCACCAUAUCUACAAUUUAGGCCCCGGUGUUGACACGCAUCUGGUUGAGAAAAUUCUCAACCCCUCUUACCUUGAUAAUAUGGUAAGCACGUUCAGCAAUCUUCAGGGGAUUCUGAAGUCCGCUGGGACAUCCACCACCGCGUGGGUCGGCGAAGCUGGAGGCGCUUACAACAGUGGCCACCACCUUGUAACUGAUGCAUUUGUGUUCAGCUUCUGGUUCCUGGAUCAACUCGGGAUGUCCGCAAAGUACGACACAAAGAGUUACUGCAGGCAAACCUUGGUUGGAGGGAACUAUGGCCUCCUCAACACAACAACAUUUGAACCAAAUCCUGAUUACUACAGUGCUCUGCUAUGGCAUCGCCUCAUGGGAACCAAGGUUCUCUCCACGACAUUCAACGGCACAAACAAGAUCCGUGCUUAUACGCAUUGCGCAAAAGAUUCGGAAGGGAUCACCCUACUCCUGAUCAACCUCAGUGGCAACAACACAAACCAUAUCUAUGUGUCCAGCGAGGGCGCCCAAGAGGUCGCGCAUCCCGACGGUGCAAAGGAGCACAGAAGGUCCAUUCCGAAGCUCGGGGAAACACCUGGGCUCACAAGGCAGGAAUACCACCUCACAGCCAAAGAUGGGAACCUGCAGAGCCAACACAUGCUGCUCAAUGACAAUGUGCUGGCCACCGGUGCCAAUGGAGCCAUCCCCAAGCUGGAGCCUGUGCAGGUUGAGGGAACACAGCCCAUAACCGUGGGCCCUUACUCCAUUGUGUUUGCUCAUAUUCCAGGCUUUUAUGCUCCUGCAUGUAGGUAG
This is a messenger RNA of Triticum turgidum subsp. durum (durum wheat), 1650 nucleotides long. The record is from the annotation of a GenBank genome assembly. NCBI's taxonomy places the organism in Eukaryota, Viridiplantae, Streptophyta, Magnoliopsida, Poales, Poaceae.